UUAUGAAGGAAAAUAAGCUUUAUCUGCGAAUAACUCUGAAAGUUUUAGAAGAAAUGGAGUUAUGCAUCUGAACGGAAAGACUUCGUGGCUCAU
Messenger RNA from Nezara viridula (southern green stink bug), 93 nucleotides. NCBI's taxonomy places the organism in Eukaryota, Metazoa, Arthropoda, Insecta, Hemiptera, Pentatomidae. The record is from the annotation of a GenBank genome assembly.